This is a messenger RNA of Adineta steineri, 2832 nucleotides long. NCBI's taxonomy places the organism in Eukaryota, Metazoa, Rotifera, Eurotatoria, Adinetida, Adinetidae. The record is from the annotation of a GenBank genome assembly.
AUGUUACGAAAUGAAAAUUGUUGUUCAUCAGUCAUAUCAGAUGCGUUCUCAAAAGAUUUGCCGACAACUAAAAUAAAUACCUUAGAUGAACGUCGUAGUUACUUCUUUGAUCGUGAGCAUAAUAAUAUUGAAUCACAUCAACUGAUAUUUCUCGAUAUAAAUUUGAAUAAUACUACACAAUAUACCAUUCCGUUCUUAUUGGAAGAGUUUCGCAAAAUCGUUAAUUAUACGAAAUUCAUAAAUGAUAAUGAAGAAGCUGUUCAAUUUAUUGAACAAACAAACGAUACAACAACAUUUUUAAUUUGUUCUAAUUGUUCUAAUCAAAGUAUUAUUCCUCAAAUUCACAUUCUAAGACAUAUCCGAUCAAUUUAUAUCUAUUGCCAAGAAGAACACGAACAUCAACAAUGUCCACAAGAAUAUAGUAAAACCAGAUGCGACGUCUACAAUGAUUCACAAUUACUAUUAAAAGAUCUCAAAUAUGAUAUCGAAAAAUAUUUACAGCAAGCGAAAGAUGGCAUUUUUAGUGAAGUUGGAAAAGAUAACUAUUCAACAAAUAUUUUUACAUUUUCGUGGUGGAACUAUGUAAUUUCUAUGAUCUGUCAUUUGACAUAUCCUGAUAAUUGUCUUGAAACGUUUCUUAUAAAAUUAAGACAUUACUAUCAAGAUCGACAGUCGGAGUUGAAAAUAUUAGAUGAAUUUGAACGAACUUACACAUCUAAUACAGCUAUUUAUUGGUACACACGAAAUACAUUUUUCUUUCAUCUUCUCAACAGAGCACUUCGUCAGAAAAAUAUCGAAGUUAUCUUUUUAUUUAGUUUUUUUAUCAAAGACAUGUACAUGCAAUUGAAGAAUGAACAUGAAAAAUUUCAAGCUACUUAUUCAGACAUUGAAAUGGUGGAAGUUUAUCGUGGACAGAUUAUGUCAUCAGAUGAAAUUUAUGAGCUCACAAAAGAUACUGAUUUUAUUACUACUAGUUUCUUUUCAACAACUUUGGAUCAUACUCUUGCAUCGUUUUUGACCGAAUCAUUAGGUACCCAGGAUGAUCAAUGGAAACGUGUUUUAUUUGAAAUUCAAGUUGACAGUCGUUUUAAAACUCAUCCGUUCGGAGACAUUGCAAGUUUAUCUUAUUUUCCUAAUGAAAGUGAAGUUUUAUUUAUGAUUGGAGCUCGUUUCAAAGUUAUUGAAUGUUACCAUAAUGAUGAUACAGGUCUGUACGUAGUAAAACUCAAAUUAGAAGAUGAAUCAUCUUUAAGACAGGAAUACAAUGUUAUUGGAAUAACAGCAAGAGCAACAUUAAAAAAUUGUAUCAAUGAAAUAAUACAUCAUUUAUAUAAAGUGAGUUUAGAAGACGUCCACAGUCUUUUUAUAGAAUUACAAGAAUUAUUUCCCUUGGAAAAGAGCUGGCUGGAUGCAGUUAAAUAUUUUGUAAUCGCUCGAAUCUAUCAACAGUUCCAUAUCAAGCAUUAUCCUGAAUAUGUCCAGAAUACAUUGGAUAAGUUGAAACAAGCAUUAAAUAUUUAUCAAUCGUUUAUCAACGACAAGGAACUUACUUGUGCUGUUGAUAUCGGUCGUAUUUGUUCCAGUUUGGGUUUCGUUUAUGACAUUUAUGUAAAAGAUAAUAUUCUCGCUAAUAACUAUUAUGAUCUUGGAAUUACUUCCUGCACUUUAUCACUACAGACAACUACAGAUAAGCAUAAACGGAUAGAACUUUAUGAUAUAAUAGGCUCGCUUUCUCAAAAUAGAGUAACAAUCACCGAUGACGAAACUCAACGAAAAGAAAUCUUACUCGAUUGUAUUACAUAUCGAAAACAACAGUUGGAAGAGUUAUUAAAUUAUCUUCCAGAAAAUCAUUCAGAUCUGUUAAACUGCAUUCAUAGUUUAGCUGAACUACAGAAUGCAGUUGGUCUUGUCACAGAAACAACAAUGAACUAUGAGAAAGUGAUACAGAUUUAUUUGCAACAGGAUGAGCCCAGUUUUAGCUCAAGUGCCGAAAAUUAUGGUAAAAUUUCAAAAAUGUACGCUGAACAAAAACAAAAUUACACUCAAGCUCUUCAUUAUAAACAAAAAGAAGUUGAAUGCAGAAUAAAAUACAGAGCAGUUCCAACAAAUUCUAUUGUGUUAAUAGCUUCAAUCAAUUCUGAUUUGGCUGAAACAUAUCGAGAAUUGGCCGAUUUUUAUAUUCAAUUAUCUGAAUAUGAACUGGCUGAUGAAAGUUUGUUAAUAUCCAUGCAGUUAAAGAGUACGAUGCUUUCUCGUUUAGGUCAAUCACCAUCAUAUGAUAUUAUUCAUGAACCACUCGAAAAAUGGAAAAAUUGCUAUGGAGAAAAUCUUUUGGCACAGUUUUACAAAGAACCAAGUCGAUGGGCUUUUCUUUUCGAAAUAAAUGCUUUAAGAACAUUGGCUGAACUAUAUGUGGAACCAUCAAAAGAAUUGAUUAAAAUUCACGAACGAUCGAUUCAUUCUACUCGUCAUUGUUUUAUUGAAAAUCUUUUUGAAAAUGGUACUCUAACCAACGUUGAAUAUCAGAUAUUAGAUGAUGAUUUCAAAAGGCUUACCGAUAAUAACUCAUGCAAAGUCGAUCUGAUACUCUAUCUACGAACAGAACCGGAAGUCUGUCUUAAACGCAUUCGUGCUCGUAAUCGACCUGAAGAAGCAAAAAUUGAUCUUGACUAUUUACGCGCUCUUCAUCGGCAACAUGAACAAUGGUUAACAUCAAAAAUUUAUCAUGAUCGUGCAAUGCUCCCACGUGUAAUUACCAUUGAUGCUAAUCAAGAUGAAGAACAAGUAUAUGAAGAUAUCGAUACUCAUAUGAUCGAUUUUAUUUCACAAUGA